Molecule: messenger RNA, 1381 nt
Organism: Fragaria vesca subsp. vesca
Lineage: Eukaryota; Viridiplantae; Streptophyta; Magnoliopsida; Rosales; Rosaceae
Exons: 7
Coding region: 25-1134 (369 amino acids)
Source: RefSeq, a predicted model, not a curated record
GAGGACUGUUGAAUGUUGUAAACCAUGUGUGACUGUCUUCCCUCCAGCUCCCUCUACUUUGCUCUCACCAAAUUUCAACAUUUAGGUUUUCCCAAAUCCAGUCACAGACCACAAACCCAACAAAUUCCUCACUUUUCUACCCAAAAUUCCUUGAAUUCGAACUCCACAUCUCAUAGAAAUGCGACGACUUUGUGCCUCAGCAGAAGGGCCAGUCAGAGCCCACCAGAGGCUUCUGGGUUUCAAACCCAAUUAGGGUUUAAGGAGGAAAGUGAAGACCUUUUCGACCUGGAAUCGAAACCAAGGGAUGAAAAGCCAAAUGGGAUUGGACCCAGUAAAGAAGCCAAUGCUACUUUACUGGGUUCGGAUUUUCAGGAGCCGAAGAGUGGUGAAGGUGAGGAUAUGAAAGAGGAUGGAUUGAAACGCAUUGAUGAAAAUGUUGGGUUGAAGAAAGUGAGGCAGUUGAUGAAGAGGUCGAGUAUUCUAGCCAAGCAAGUGAUCAGUAUUGAAAGUGCUCUCAGCUUGGGAUUUGUUUCACAGCUUUGGGUCAAUACCACUUCUUGGAUGGUAAUGUUUGUAGAAGUGAGGAGAAACUUGCUUUCAGGAGAGUGUGAACGUUUUCCUCUGGAGGAUGUUUUCCAGGUUGGUGAUGUUGUGCUUGUGGAGGAUGAGAGUGUGAUUCAGAAUGAUUUCAAAAUGGUUGGAUUGGAAACAUUGGUAGGAUACGAAGUUGUAACACCAGGCCGACGAACUAUUGGAAGGGUGCGGGGAUAUAGUUUUAACAUCAAUUCAGGGGCUGUUGAAUCACUUGAGCUUGAUUCAUUUGGCAUUGCACUUAUCCCGUCAAGUUUGGUGAGUACAUAUGCUUUGUUUGUCGAGGAUGUGCUUGAAGUUGUAUCUGAUGCUGUCAUUGUUCAUGAAGCUGCAGCAUCUCGUAUAUACAGGCUGACUAAGGGUUUCUUGGACAACCAAAACGCUGCAACUUCCAUAGAUGACAUUGAAGAGUAUGCCGAAUUUGAAAGACCUGUAGAAUCUGAUAAGCGCACUAGAAGAAGUACUGGUAACCAGAAGUUUCAAUCUGGGAAAAGCAAGACUGACGAUGAUUGGGAACCAGAGCUCCCAAUGGAUUACUUCUGAGCUCUGAUGAUCUGGGACUUUGUUUCUUUGUUGUAGAUAUAUACAUAGAUGAUAGUAGGUUUGUCUGUGGUAUUGCACUCAAAUGUAAUAUGUUUUAGCUUAAGAAAAUAGUGAAUGGCAGCUUCAAACGUGAAUGCCAUGUCAUGAUAGAACUGUGAGUUUUAGGUACGACUCUUUAGUCUCUUACAGAAAUAAUAGUUAAAUUUCUGAAAUGGUGUGAUACUUAUUAAAUAGUUAGAUUAAGCAA